AUGCACUAUGCUAUGCCUUCGCAAUAUGCUAGAUAUAAUAUCGAGCCAAAGUCUGAGCCAGCGCCGUCACCGAUGUUGCGUCAUAAUUUUGAGGAUCCCAAUUUCGCGCCCAGCGGCCCGCACUCGCUUUCACACUCUGCAGCUCCGGAUCAGAAUUUUCACAACCCUGACAGUAUUCGUGCAUUUCUGAUAGAUAUCGGGCAUACCAGCAAUCACGCCUUUGAUUUUGAUCACCCCUCAAUUCCACGGAUGCUGCCCCAGGACUUACAGCAUGAUCUAGCCCUUUCCUUCCCAGCCCCGGUGUACAUCAAACCUGUAAGCAUGAGCAGCGUGUGUCCUACGAUGCAUGUAUUUCCUUCAACAUCACAGCUCUCGGACUCGUUGCAGCUUCCACUUGGUAUCAUUAUAAGUCCGUUCGCGGAUCCGAACGUGGCGGAGGUGGACUUCUCUGAGGUAGGUAAUCGUGUGAUCCGCUGUCGCAAAUGUAGCGCGUAUAUCAACCCCUUCACCACAUUCUGCGACCGUGGCUCUCGCUGGCAGUGCAUCCUAUGCCGCCACCUCAACGAAACACCGAAACCCUACAUGAGCGACCUGAACUCCGCUGGCCUGCGGGAGGAUCUCAUGAACCGCCCAGAGCUCACCAACGCCUCAGUAGACAUCAUUGUGACACCGGAGUUUUUGCGCAGCCCACCACACCGCCCGAUUCAGUUGCUGAUGCUUGACUGCUCCUACCAGGCGGUUUCCUCGGGGCUCUUGACCGCCAUGUGCCAGGGUGCGCUGCGAGCCCUGGAGGCCAUGAAGGACGACGAGGUAAUGCACAUGGGUAUUGUUGGCUUUGAUACAACCGUAUACUUCUUUGACAUCCGCGCUAGCCUCAGUAUGCCGUGUAUGAUGGUGGCACCUGACACUGUUAAUGAUAUCGCUAACAUAGACGACAAAUUCAAGAUAGAACCAGUGGAACUACCCUGCUCGAUAAACUCUCUUGUCGUGCCCAUCAAAGAGUCAUACCGCAUGCUGCGAGAGGUACUUGAGAAGCUGCCUGGUAUGUUCGCAAAUACCGAGGAAGUAGGCUGUGCCUUUGGUCCUGCCCUUAGCGCCGCCGUCACAAUGCUUGAAAACAAUGGUGGGAAAAUAUUCACGAGUAUUUCCUCCAUCCCUUCUAUCGGUGAGGGCAAACUCAAACACCGCUUCAAUGUCGAAAAACUUUCCAAGCAGCCAAAGGAGUACACUAUGCUCACCCCUGCCAACGACUGGUAUAAGGAACGAGCCCUUGCCUGCUCCUCGAGUGCUAUCUCCAUCGACAUCGUAGCCCUAGAUAAUGGAUGUGGUGGUGACCUUGACCUUGCUACCAUUGCUCCGCUCGUUCGUUUUACUUCCGGUCAUCUAUAUCGUGCUACUACGCUAAAUAUGCGUGGGGUAGCAGCGCAGGUUGAACGCAUGUUGAUGCGCUUUAUUGCAUUCGAUUCGGUACUACGUAUUCGAACUUCUAACGGGAUGGUCAUACCGAACUUCUACGGACACUGCCAUGUGCGGGAGCCAGAUCUGCUUUCCCUGCCUGUCAGCGAUGAGGAUGCGUCCUAUACAACGGAAUUCACCAUCGGAAAGAAGAUAAAUGAAGCGUUCGUAUACGUUCAGUUCGCAGUGAUGUACACGACACGGUCUCGUGAAAGGCGAAUUCGUGUUCACACUGUGCAGCUACCCGUGUCCUCGUCGAUGCGUCAAGUCAUCAAUUCUGUUAACUCCAUCGGCACCGCCCUCUUCUUUACGAAAAUAUGUGUUGAUGCGUGCACCAGUAGGCCUUUUGAACAAGCUCACAAGCUUAUCACCGACCGCCUCUUUACGGCCCUCUCGUGCGCACAAAAGGAGUUAGAAAAAGAAGGCCGGCGAGCCAACACCAGACAAAUGCUCAUGCCAGACAGUAUGAAGUUCAUCCCACAGAUUCUCAACGGGUUCUUUCGCUCCUACGCAACGGGUUCCCCUAGUGCGGGUGCAAUCUACCCUGAUGCACGCGUUACCGCUAUCGCGGCCGUGAUGUCCUCACGUCCGGAAUCGAUGAUCCCUGGCUAUCUGUGCUGGUCCUACCAGAUCUACUCUCCGCACACUCCUAUCGAGAUGGGGCCGGCUCCUAUCUUCUCCAGUAAACAUUAUCUUUCCUCCUACAGUAUAACCCUUACGGUGUUAGAUGAUAUGAUUGUAAUGUGGUAUGGUAAGAAAGCGAACCCUAUCGUACUGCGAGCCUUUGGACUCGGAGCGGUGGAUUCGGAUCGGGAGCUGGAGCCCAACGAUCAGGUUCUGUUGCCAGAAGAUAUCCAAGGUCUGCGCAAACGUACGGAGGACCUACUAAACUACCUCCAGACCAUCCAAGCACCAAGCUUCAAAGCGCAGUGUGAAGCAUGUCCACAAGGUAGAGGCGAUAUUGAAUCUAGUCUAAUCAGAGGGAUGGUGGAAGAUAGCUCCCAGACUCUGAUUUCAUACAAGACUUACCUUACUGAGUUGUGGAAACGUCUCUCGGUUUAA
This is a messenger RNA of Phytomonas sp. EM1, 2517 nucleotides long. NCBI's taxonomy places the organism in Eukaryota, Euglenozoa, Kinetoplastea, Trypanosomatida, Trypanosomatidae. The record is from the annotation of a GenBank genome assembly.